Molecule: messenger RNA, 4733 nt
Organism: Meleagris gallopavo (turkey)
Lineage: Eukaryota; Metazoa; Chordata; Aves; Galliformes; Phasianidae
Gene: NRDE2
Product: NRDE-2, necessary for RNA interference, domain containing
Biological process (GO): negative regulation of RNA catabolic process; regulatory ncRNA-mediated heterochromatin formation
Cellular component (GO): catalytic step 2 spliceosome
Molecular function (GO): protein binding
Source: RefSeq, a predicted model, not a curated record
GAUAAAAAAAAUAGAUACAAGUAUCUUAAUGGUGUGUAAAAUUGUGUGGAGAAGUAAAUAGGGAUGCUUACAUUUUUCCUCACACUGCACGCAAUUCGUAAUUAAACAUUCUGCCCAAGAGGUCAUAAGAAUAAAAGUGUUUGUUGUUUUCCCAUCUCCUUUAUGGAGGGCUUGCUCAUUGAAGCUAUUUGAUAUGAUAAGCAUCUCCUCCGGUUAGAAAACGUAUCAAUUCUGAAAGCGGGAAUAGUUAUUUUUUUCCUAAACCACUGCUACCGCCAUUUGGGAUGGACUCUCCAGCCAUGUAGACCUGCAGUCAGUGUUCCCCCCAGCGUUCUGCAUGAGGGAAAAUGGGGCGGUGGGGGAAGGACAGAUUGCCUCUGACUGUAGAAGCCUCAUCCCUUAAUCUUCCCUACGGGCUGGACGGCAGCCCCGUCAGAAGUUCGGAAAACGCAGGACACCCGCAGCACCGAGUCUGCCUGCCUGCCUUCCUUCAGCAAUUCCCGCGUUCCCGCCGCCAUUUUGGGAGCUGGGGCAGGCGGACUACACCUCCCAGCAUACCCGGCGCCGCAGCGCCAUCUUGCUCCGCCGCUCCGCGGGGCACUUCGGGCAGGUACUGCUGGCGACGAGCUGGGACAUGGCCUUGUUCCCGGCUUUCGCCGGUGCCCCAGAGCCCGGGGAGGCCCCAGCCGGCAGCAGCGAGGGCUCCAGGAAAGAGCUGGACUGGCUUAGUAACCCAAGCUUCUCUACGGAAGAUGCCCUGUUACUGCAUCAGCGCACUGCAGAAGCUGCAAAUCUCACCCCUGAAAAAUCACCACUAAUAAGUAGGAAGACUUCAAGAUCAGAUUUAUCAGGGGAAAGUGAUACAGAUGAGAGUCUGAAAAAGUCAAGUAAGAAAAGGAAAAAGAAAAAGAAAAAGCAUCACCACUAUAAGACAAAAAAGAAAGCCAAGGGGGACUCCAGUAGCAGCGAAUCAGAGCUGGACACGAAGCGCAUCAAGGACAAAGCUGCCACAAAUCUAGAUGAUAAAACAUCAAAUCUUACCAGCAACCGCUUUGUCUGGCUGGAUGAUGUCCAGGCUUUCACAGCAGAAACUUUCAGAAUAGACAAAAAAUCAGAUCCUGCAAACUGGGCCUACAAAUCCCUGUAUCGAGGGGACAUCGCAAGAUACAAAAGGAGAGGAGAGUCCUGUCUUGGCAUAGAUGCAAAGAAACAGUGUAUAUCUUGGGACGGCACAACGUCAGAAAAGAAGCAAUUGCAGAGGCGACCUGAGCGCUACUUCUCAAAGAACAACGUGAAGAGCCUGAACACAGAUGGGAUUCCUGUUUGCAAUAGAAGUUCUCCAUCUGGCCCAGCUGCGUUUAUACCAGUUUUCCACGUGGAAACCAGUGAUCCUUCUGACACAACAGAAGUAAAUCCUCUUGGGAUUUAUGAUCCAUCAACUACAGAGUGGCUACAAGGAAAAGGGUACAAAGGUGAAGAACAGGAGCCUGUAAAUCCGCAGCAGGCGUUUCAAGAUUCUGGGAUAAAUGUUAACCCCAUUCUAAUGACAAAAGUGGAAGAACAUAAUAAGAAAGUCAGAGAAAAUCCAAGAGACAUUCAGGCUUGGAUGAAUUUUGUUUCAUUUCAGGAUGAAUUAAUGAGAGGACCUAGCCCUUAUGCCAGUAUGGGAGAGCAGGAAGUAAGAAGAAAAUCACUGAAGUUAAUCUUGGAGAAGAAACUAGCUAUUUUAGAGAGGGCAAUUGAAAGCAAUCCAAGUAACGUUGAUCUGAAACUCGCCAGGCUGAAUGUUUGCACGGAAUUCUGGGAAUCACCAGCUGUGAUCAAAGAAUGGCAGAAGCUAAUUUUCAUACAUCCCAAUAAUCCAGAGCUGUGGAAGAAAUAUCUCCUGUUCUGCCAAAGUCAAUUCAGUACCUUUUCUGUUUCAAAAAUCAAUAGCCUCUAUGGAAAAUGUUUGACUACCUUGGCAGCUGUACAGGAUGGCAGCAUGGUAUCACAUCCUCCACUGCCUGGCACAGAGGAAGCUAUGCUUGCUAUCUUUAUUCAGCAGUGCCACUUUCUGAGACAAGCUGGCCAUUCUGAGAAGGCGGUGUCUUUGUUUCAGGCUCUGAUUGACUUCACCUUCUUUAAACCUGACAGCGUAAAAGAUCUGCCAACAAAGGGACAGGUGGAAUUCUUUGAGCCUUUUUGGGAUAGUGGAGAACCACGAAUUGGAGAAAAAGGAGCAAGAGGCUGGAGAGCAUGGAUGCACCAACAAGAAAAGGGUGGCUGGGUUGCUGUUGACAAUCCUGAUGAUGAUGAUGAAGAAGAAAUGGAUGAGGAUGAAGAAAUAAAGGAUAAAACUCUCCCCAAGUGGCACAUUUGGAUGGAUAUUGAAUAUUCUCGUGAAUCAAGACAUUGGUUACCUUGGAGGCCAGACAAAACCAAAAAUCAAGCAGAAGAAGACUGUGAAGAUCCAGAAAGACAGGUAUUAUUUGAUGAUCUUGGGCCAUCUUUAAUCCAGCUUUCUAAUCCAGACAUUCAGCAUCAAUUACUGUACUCAUUUUUGCAAUUCCUGGGAGUUCCAUGUAUAAGUAAACUCUUUCCUCCCAACCUCUAUAUUGCCAUGGAUGAAAAUAAUAUCUUUGACAACGUGCUUUCUGAUGAAAAGCCACUGACUUCUACUGAUACACCACUUUCUGGAUUCAACAGUAUUGGUCAUAUGGACACAAUGCUAAGGAGGAGACAUCACAUAGGCCACUGUAAAGAUGGAGAGGAGUUCAUACAGAAUGUUUUUCAUGUUCUAUCUCCGCUGUUUUCAGGAAAGGAAAAAUCAAACCUGUCCAUUUGUUGGUUACAGUAUGAAAUAUCAAAGGUAGUUCAGUGUAUCCAAACAAAAAAGAAGAAGAAGCUGAAGGCUCAAGGGAGGAAAAGUAAAAAAUUGGCCAAGAAUCUCCUUAAAGCACCUGACAACAGAAAUAACCUUACUCUCUGGAAACUCUACGCCUACCUGGAAUGGCUGCUUGGAAACACUGACGAUGCUAGGAAGGUGUUUGACACAGCCCUCUGCACAGCAGGGACGGGAGGACUGAAGAGUCCCCAGCUGUGCAGCCUCAGUCUGCUUUAUGCCCAGCUGGAAGUGGAGCUACUGCAAAGUUUAGAAGGAGCUGUUACGUCACGUGCUGUUCAUAUAUUGACCAAAUUGACUGAAAGUGGACCAUACGUACCCUACAAUGGACAAGUGUUAUCUGUUAGUGUCUUGAAAGCUCGUAAGACAUACGAGCAUGCACUGCAAGAUUAUUUAAAUAAGGCACCGGUUUCUGAUCAGGAUCGGGCCAGUAAUUCCAAUCAACUGGUUAACAUAGUUGGCUGUUACACAGUGUUCCAGUAUUUGACUGUUGGAAUUGACGCUGCAGAAUCAGUAUGUGUGCAGGCUUUGGAAAAGCUUGAAGCUUCUCAUCCACAGAAAUGUGAAAAUACUGCAGAGACUUCCAGCAUUCAGCAUUUUCCCACUGCUCUUGAGGCUGUCACACUGCUGCGUGCAAAUUUACUCAGAUUCCACAUGAAAAUUAGUGCUUAUCCUUUGAGUCCUUUGCGAGAAGCACUAACAGGGGCCCUCAAAUGGUUUCCUAGCAACCAGGCUCUAUGGAGAGCAUAUAUUCAAAGCCAGAGGAAGUCUCACAGUGCUAGCAAGGCACGAAGGUUUUUCGAUGGUGUCACAAGGUCUACUAACUCUUUAGAGCCAUGGCUGUUUGCCAUCCAAGCAGAGCAGAUGAGAAAAAAACUGAUUGAGAAUGUCCAGAGGGCAGAUGUUGGUGAAAUAUAUACUACUAUUCCUGAAACUGGGUUAACAAAUAGGAUUAUAUCUCUAUUUGAACACGCGAUUCAGAGUGAAAAUGGUACCCACUGUCCCUUGCUGUGGAGAAUGUAUUUGAACUUUCUGGUUUCAGUUGGAAAAAAAGAAAAGAGUAAAGGAUUGUUUUAUAAAGCCAUUCAAAGCUGUCCUUGGGCAAAGGUACUCUACAUGGACGCAGUGGAAUACUUCCCUGAGCAGCUGCAGGAGACGCUCGAUCUCAUGACUGAAAAAGAAUUAAGAGUGCGGGUACCUAUGGAAGAGCUGGAUCUACUAUUAGAGGUUUAAAAGAAGAUAAGGAUGAAGAAAAUACAAAGCCGGUUCUAAAACUAACACUUAGAACUCUUUUCAAACAAGAACUCUGUUUUGUGACUUGAGUAUUGUAUACUUCUCCCCACCCCCUCCCCCCAAGUUUUUGUACAAAUUGCUACCAAAAUGGAGUUCUAGCUGAAAGCAUUCCAGGAUCAAGAACUGCAUUUAGCCCACAAAAAUGCACCCAUUCACUGAAGUAGCGCUGACUUCCACAGGAUACCCUCUUACAAACGUAGUCCUGUUGUACACUGCCCACAUUUCUUAUUCUAUUGUUUGAAGUUAUAUGCCAUCGAGUUCAGUAGAGAUUCCAUAUGCGCUAACUAUAGCUUGGUGAGCCCCACAGGAAAUAAACAUCUGCCCCAUGGGUUCCCCACUCUCUUCCUGCUGGCAGACCUCAGUAAUCUCCUUCAGUUUGGUAUGCACGUGUCUGUAAGUACCAAGUCACUGCGAGUUACAUCUGUUGUGGACAGCUGGUAAAAGCCAAAUCUUAUCUUCAACAGACACCUGUUAUGGACUUGUAUUGGAAUGUUUUGACAAAUGACUUUUAAUAUGAAUAUUUAUGAAAUACAUACCUUAAUUUUUAUAAUUCAAA